CUGGGAGUUGUUUCAGCCGCUCCAUCAUUCCUGGCGCCAUGGAAGGCAAGCGAAGUCGCGUUCGCCAUGCUUUUGAUGAUGGAGGACGCCUGUCGACGGCUUAUGGACAAGUCGUGGCCAAGAGGCCCUUCCUCCAUGUGAAGGAACAGGAGCAGCAACAGCAACAGGAAGAGCUACAAGAAGACGAAGAGGAAGAGAAACAACAGGAGGAGGUAGGAGUGGAAGAGGAAGAGCAUGAGGAUUCACCCAAUCUUUGUCAGCGUUGCAAAGAGCUUGAUCUCGACACCAUCUUCAAUGGUCUAUGUCCCAUCAGAGGCAGCAAGAGACUUUUGUGUCUCGCCAUCCGUGGGAUUGACUGCACAACUCGCAAGAUCGUAGAUCUACGGCCUGGAGACAAUUACAUAGCACUUAGCUAUGUUUGGGGUAACCAGCCGUUGGUUGAGAACAAAGGCAGUCGGGUUUUGCCAACCAACGCCCCAAAGAUUGUUGAGGAUGCAAUGAUCGUUGUCAAGGAGCUUGGCCAGCAGUAUCUUUGGGUCGAUCAAUAUUGUAUCGAUCAGCACGACGAUCAGGACAAACACGCCCAAAUCAAGAACAUGGAUCGCAUCUACGAAGGAUCUUAUGCUACCAUUGUCGCAUUCUCCGGGAAAGAUUCAUCUUCUGGACUCCCUGGCGUCAGCAGCAUCCCAAGAAUGCCUCAACAUCGGUUUACGUCUCCAAAAAUGACAUUACUAGGCUUCACACCUGCCUUGACGCAGCAAACCUUGGAAGCUUCAAUUUGGAUGAAAAGAGGGUGGACCUUUCAAGAAGCCCUUCUCUCACGGAGAUUGCUUAUCUUCACUCAAGAACAGGUGCACUUCCUCUGUUCGCGCGGGUGGUGGGUUGAAAGCUGCGCUCCAAGACCUCUCAUGCUUGGCGAGCGUACUGGUAAAAGCCCGUCGGCAACAGCCAUGACGGUACAAUCGACUUCUGCUUCGACCAUCCACUGGGCUACUCAGAUUAUCCUUGCCUGAUGGAAGGUAGCUGUUCACCAAAGGAAGAGCAUAGAGGUACCGAAGUAAUUUUUCGGUUGGAUGUGAAGGGUUCUGAAGACAUAUCAAAGAGGACGCUGAAGAGAAGGUGGAGUUGUCUCUUGGU
Molecule: messenger RNA, 1137 nt
Organism: Neurospora tetrasperma FGSC 2508
Lineage: Eukaryota; Fungi; Ascomycota; Sordariomycetes; Sordariales; Sordariaceae
Exons: 3
Coding region: 39-1013 (324 amino acids)
Source: RefSeq, a predicted model, not a curated record